GUUUGAUGAUUCGAUGAGAACCAGUACGCCGGAAACGACAGUGGUGAGGUGGGGGCGGAGGGGCACAACAAACAAGGAUGUGAGGAACCAACCAACCAAAGCCCGCCUGCUCGAGCCUUCGGCGAUCGAUCGGCAGCCACCGCGAGCACGUAUCCCACCCAUCUCCCCCGUUGGCUCCUGCCUCCUGCGCCCUCCCUCACCCACCCAACCCUAUCCAUCCAUCCAUCCAUCCGCUCUACACCCUCCGCCACCAAGGCAACAGCAGCCAGCCAGCCAGCCGCCUCUCGCCUCCCUCCCCUCUCCCGCUCGCGAUGGCGGUCACGCGCUUCGCCGUGGCCGCCGCCCUCUCGGCCGCCCCGCCCUCCUCCCGCCGCCGCCGGGUCGCCCUCCCCUCCUCCUGCCGCCUUCUCCCUGCCGCCCGCGCACCGAAGGCGCUGCGCUCCGCUGCUGGCCCCGCCGCCGGCGCGGUUGACGAGGAUGUCCCCGCCUCGCCUCCCUCAGAUCGGGUGGAGAACCUGGUGAUCAUCGGUUCCGGCCCAGCCGGGUACACUGCUGCGAUUUACGCUGCCCGGGCGAACCUGAAGCCCGUCGUGUUCGAAGGGUACCAGGUGGGUGGUGUCCCUGGUGGGCAGCUGAUGACCACGACUGAGGUGGAGAAUUUCCCUGGUUUCCCAGAUGGUAUAACCGGGCCUGAUCUGAUGGACAGAAUACGGAAGCAAGCAGAACGCUGGGGUGCCGAGCUUCACCAAGAGGAUGUUGAGUUUGUGAAUGUAAAGAGCAGCCCAUUUGUUAUUCGUAGUAGCGAUCGUGAGGUGAAAUGCCAUAGUCUAAUCAUUGCAACUGGAGCUACGGCUAAGCGCCUCCGGUUGCCUCGUGAACAUGAAUUUUGGAGUAGAGGUAUCAGUGCAUGUGCAAUAUGUGAUGGAGCAUCGCCGUUGUAUAAGGGUCAAGUUCUUGCAGUUGUUGGAGGUGGUGACACAGCUACAGAGGAAGCAAUAUAUUUGACAAAAUAUGCUUGCCAUGUUCAUUUACUUGUUCGAAGGAAUCAGCUACGAGCAUCCAAAGCUAUGCAGGACAGAGUACUCAACAACCCCAACAUAACAGUACAUUUCAAUACAGAAGCCGUGGAUGUUGUUGGCAAUGACAAAGGCCAGAUGUCUGGUAUUCAACUGAAGAGAAUCGAUACAGGAGAGGAAUCAGUUCUUGAGGUGAAAGGUCUAUUUUAUGGCAUAGGACAUACUCCAAACAGUCAGCUGCUACAAGGUCAAAUUGAACUUGACAGUGCUGGCUAUAUUUUGGUUAAAGAAGGUUCAGCGAAAACUUCAGUUGAUGGUGUAUUUGCUGCUGGUGAUGUGCAGGAUCAUGAAUGGAGGCAAGCCGUUACUGCAGCUGGAUCUGGAUGCAUAGCCGCUUUGUCAGUUGAAAGAUACUUAGUUGCCAAUGAUCUUCUUGUUGAAUUUCACCAGCCUGUUCGCGAAGAAACAAAGAAGGAUGUUACAGACAAAGAUGUUGAAAUGGGCUUUGACAUUUCUCACACAAAACACAAGGGACAGUAUGCACUCCGCAAAAUAUACCAUGAGAGUCCACGGCUUAUUUGUGUUCUAUAUACGUCUCCCACAUGUGGUCCCUGCAGAACCUUAAAACCAAUUUUGAGCAAGGUCAUAGAUGAGUAUGACGAAUAUGUUCAUUUAGUUGAAAUUGACAUUGAGGAGGAUCCUGAAAUUGCAGAAGCUGCAGGCAUCAUGGGAACACCUUGUGUUCAAUUUUUUAAGAAUAAAGAAAUGAUCAGGACUUUCUCUGGUGUGAAAAUGAAGAAGGAAUACCGGGAGUUUAUUGAGUCGAACAAAUGAGGUGAAAAUGAAGAAGUAAUAACGGUUCUUUUGCCCUCUUUAGAUGCCGCUCUGGUGGUCAAAUUUUGGUCAGAAGUUUCAGAUGAGCCUUGAUUAGUGCGAUGUCAAAGGAAAUUUGCCAAUAGCUCAUAUUGGAUUCAGCAGCACAAAAUAUAUUGUUUGUUGUACACAGCCUGUGGAGUUGAUCCCCUGCUGAUCACUGCCUUAACAAUGUGCAAGCUUCUUUAUAGAUUUAUCCUCCAUUAAUCUUCAGGAUAUACUCGAUAAUGUAUCAUUCUAUUAUGAUUUUCUUUUUGGAAA
Molecule: messenger RNA, 2150 nt
Organism: Phragmites australis (common reed)
Lineage: Eukaryota; Viridiplantae; Streptophyta; Magnoliopsida; Poales; Poaceae
Product: thioredoxin reductase NTRC-like
Exons: 10
Coding region: 312-1850 (512 amino acids)
Biological process (GO): removal of superoxide radicals
Cellular component (GO): cytoplasm
Molecular function (GO): thioredoxin-disulfide reductase (NADPH) activity
Source: RefSeq, a predicted model, not a curated record